Lates calcarifer (barramundi perch) is the source of this 1837-nucleotide messenger RNA. RefSeq names its product G protein-coupled receptor 25 (gene gpr25). Gene Ontology annotation, molecular function: G protein-coupled receptor activity. Bases 120 to 1223 code for a protein of 367 amino acids. NCBI's taxonomy places the organism in Eukaryota, Metazoa, Chordata, Actinopteri, Centropomidae. The record is from RefSeq and is a predicted model, not a curated record. Gene Ontology annotation, biological process: G protein-coupled receptor signaling pathway; immune response. Gene Ontology annotation, cellular component: membrane. The transcript has a single exon.
CUAUUUUUCUUUGUGGUUUUCACAUGUAAUAUCAAGUAGCAGCCUGUUGACAUGGUUAGAUUAACCACCCUGCCACAAUACAACAGCUGCACUGCAGAGUCUCUCUGUGAUCUCUCAGAAUGGACGCCUACACUGAUUAUACAGAUGACUAUAAUGACAAUGACACCUUUAUUGACAUGCUUAAUAUUAGUGUCUGCACUUCACACCUCCAUGGUGCCAACGUUUUCCUUCCCAUUGCAUAUUACCUCAUAUUUUUCACUGGCUUUUUGGGAAACCUCUUUGUGAUCACAGUCGUGGGCAGAAAAGGUAGGAGAGGUGGGCGACUGGUGGACACCUUCAUCAUCAACCUGGCCCUGGCCGACCUCAUCUUUGUCCUCACUCUGCCGCUGUGGGCCAUCUCUGCCAGCCAGAAUGGAAGCUGGAACUUUGGAGAAGCUGGGGACCUGCUGUGCAAGCUGAGCAGCUAUGUGAUCGCUGUGAACCGCUUCUCCAACAUUUUCUUUCUCACCUGCAUGAGCAUUGACCGCUACCUGGCCGUGGUGAAGCUGAUGGACUCGAGGUACCUGAGGAGCAGUCGGUGCAUUCGUGCCACCUGUGCUGCAGUCUGGCUGAUCUCCCUGGUGCUUGGCAUCCCAUCCUUGUUGUACCGAGAAGUGGUGAAUUCUGAUGAGGGAACAUCCUGUGUGGAAAAUAACAAUUCGUCCUUUUUUCUUUGGCUGAGCCUGACCAUGGCAUUACUCACGUUUGUGUUUCCAGUGCUGAUCAUCGUGCUCUGCUACGGCACCAUUGUCGUGCAUCUCAACAAGCACUGUGUGGCUGCUGUAAACCCUCGAGCUGAGGCCCGCCGGAGACACUCCCUCAAGAUGGUCCUGUCGAUUAUAGUGGCCUUUGUGGUGUCCUGGCUCCCGUUCAACAUUUUCAAAGCCAUCAUAAUUGGCUCACAGCUCUGGGACAUCACUCUGAGUUGUGAAACGAAGACAUGGCAGACAAAUGGGCUCGUCAUCUCAUGCUGCCUGGCAUUCUUCAACAGCUGUGUGAAUCCAGCCAUUUACUUUUUCCUGGACCAUUACUUCAGACGGCGCGCCGAGUACCUGUACAAGACCUGCACAGGAAAGCCGAAGCUGCUGCACAGUCACAACUCUUCGGCUUCCUUCACCAAUGCCGGCACCUCAGAGAGCUUUGGAAUAACAGGUGGGAGAACCCAGCUUCAGAUGGUUGAGUAGGCGGAAAGGAUGGACUCUUAUCUUUAACUUUGAAGGUAGUAAAGAUAUUGUUCUAUCAUCCUUUAAGAAUUGUGUAGCAACUUGUUAUGUUCAUCGUGAUAAUGAGAAACUUUGUGUAUAGUUUGCUGUUGAGGAGAUGUUUCAUAUUAAAUAAAACCAAACACAAAGUAUGAGAAGAUUUGUUAAUGUAGGGUCGUAUGCAGAAGAGACUUUUUUCACUUAGUCCAAUAAUGUAAAUUUCUUUUGUGAUGCAUUUUCUAUGCCGUUUAUCUUGCUUAAACUGAACCAUUUAGUACAGUAGUGUUGAUUUAUGUGUGAGUAUUUACCAGUAUGUUGUUUGUACAAAACUCUUCAUUGUGUGUAGCAUUAGUAGAGUAAAAUUUAUCAAUUUGGCAGAGUAAAUAUGAUAUACAAAUAUAACAUAAAAAUUGAUUUGGUACAUGUUUCCUAUGUUGUUGUUGUAUUUUUUAACUGUUUAUUUUCUUACAUCAAAGUCAAGAAUUGCAUUAUUCUGUUAUUGUAAAAUGUUUGAUGCUUGAGUGAUGUUUCAUGAAAUGUGUAUAUUGCUGUAAUAAUCAAAGUUGCAUUUCUAGAAUAAAAAUGUAAUAAAAUCA